CUGAGCACCACGGACCUCAUAGAUAUCACCACCUCCAGCAAAUGGCAGUCUAGUUCCAACAGGGAAAUACCAGUCUCCACGAUUGAUACCCUGAGCACCACUACAACAUGUGCCCAGGAAUUGUUGGCCAGAGUCUGGCCCAUGAAGGAGAGACGGGGAAAGGUCUGAGAGUGGACCUCCACCAGAGACCAGAGGAGACUCAACAGAGACACAAUUCUCAUCAUUGAUCUGUUGCACAUCACUCACACCACCGACUGAGCAACUGAGUU
Molecule: messenger RNA, 269 nt
Organism: Geodia barretti
Lineage: Eukaryota; Metazoa; Porifera; Demospongiae; Tetractinellida; Geodiidae
Source: the annotation of a GenBank genome assembly